Messenger RNA from Entrophospora candida, 2018 nucleotides. The record is from the annotation of a GenBank genome assembly. Lineage: Eukaryota; Fungi; Glomeromycota; Glomeromycetes; Entrophosporales; Entrophosporaceae.
AUUCAAUGAAGAAGGCAUUUGAACAAACACCAUAUAAAGAUGAUCUUGGUGUCUUACAGCAUUUUGAAAAACAUAUUGAUGAUUGUGCAGACAAAUGGAAAGGAGCUCAGCAUAAUGUUUAUUAUGCGCCGUAUACUGUUCUCUUCCAAGGAUCUGGGACUGGAAAGUCUAGACUUCUUUAUCAGCUUGCACAAAAUCGCUUUGUUUUAUAUUUGUCCUUUCGUGAGCAUUCUAGCUCAGGAAUUCCACCAGCAACAGACCUUUUUCGCAAUUACUUUCUCAUAAUCAAGGGAAAUGCAAUGGUUAAUGCAGUGGCAUUUUUCUAUAGCUGCAUGGAAUUUAUUGGUGAAAAGACCAUUGAAGAUUGGAAUCGUCAACAGCACUCUGACAAAUUUGAAUUAGACAUUGUAAACAGAGCUUCACAUUUAGUAGAAUGCUGGAAAGAUAGUUUAAGUCAGGUAGAGAAUCAAGAAGCUGUGGAAUGGUUUUGUACAAAAGAAAUUGCAAGAGUUUGGGGAAAAGUUGAAACCCAUUUAUCAAAUACUGUUAAAACAAAAGCAAAACUUGUAUUUGCAUUUGAUGAAUCACGAUCUUUGCUACAGAUAUCAGGAGAAAAUAUACAGUUUAUUCACAUUUGCCGAGCCUUACGUUGUCUUCCUUCAGGAAUUUUUGCCAUAUUUGCUGAUACCAUUUCAAACCUCACUAAUUUUGCACCAUCAGCAUCUUUGGAUCCUUCAGCUCGAUUAUAUUUACGUCAGAAUAAACUUUUCCCACCAUUUUAUUUUAUGGCUACAUUUGAUUUAUUUACUAAAACAAACUCAAGUUCAAAUCAAUUAUUAAGCUUACAAGAACUGUUUGCACUUGGACGACCUUUAUGGGGUGCAGCUUUGAACAAUGAUGCCAAUAUCAAUGACCUUUUGAAUCUGGCAGAGCAAAAACUUUUAGGUGGAGGUAUAACAAUGGGUGAUUGGCUUAAAAAACCAACCUUCUCUUCUGCCCUUGCUGUUUUAUGUUCCCGUAUCACACUUGAUGUAGCAGCUGAGUCACGUAUUGCUUCAGAACUAGUUUCUGGAUUCAUGGGGAUAUGUGUUCAUGUUUCGGAGGAUCGAAGUCGACUAUUGGUAUUCUAUCCAUCUGAACCAAUAGUUGCUGAGGCUGCUGCAUCACUUAUGCGACAUGACAAUGUGUUCAGAAAAUUACUCAACUUUUUACUGGAUGCACUACAUACUGGGUAUGUGGAACCUGGUUAUCGUGGGGAAUUGGUUGCCCGUCUACUUUUGAUGAUUGCUUGGGAUCAAGCUACUGGAAUGAAGGAUUUCUUGACAUCUCUUUUUGGCCAGGAUAACUAUAACAAUAAUAUUCAAGACCUCCCCCAAAAGCUUGCAGAUGGCUUACUUGCAUUUACACAUUUUAUUCCACUUACUUACACCCCAACCCAGAUAGAAUUGAAGAGUUUAUUCAUUCGUUUUGCAGCUGUUAUAUGUAAGCGUAACCAAGCAGGAGUUGACUUGAUACUUCCAGUUCUGUUGGAUUGGGAUGGAUCUAAUACUAUAUCACUUGAUUCAAUGUCUUACUUUCUGAUCCAAAUCAAGAAUUGGAAUCAGUUUUAUGAUGAUGAUUGGCCUGCUUUGGCUACAAGUAAACUCUCACAAGAAUAUGUCUUCAAAGGCAGGAUUACAGGGGAAAAAGGCAACCCAUACUUAUCUUUAUAUCUUCAACUUGGUGCUCCAAUACCAGAAUUGCGAUCACUCCAUGUUGAAAACUUGCCAAGCUCAAACACAAGAUCAAAAAAGAGGGCACAACUUAAAGAAUAUGGGAAACAAUAUUGUCUAUCUGCAUUUGGGUUGGAUAAGUCUGUAUAUCAUUGUUUGGACAAAUGGAGUGAUGAUGAUAUUGGUAUAUUGAAACAGCUCUUGCAUGCAUGGCCUGAUCCUGUGAAUCUGACCACACAUGAAGAUGUUAAAUUAUUAAUAAAAUCAAUGAUGCCACUUGUGUAUCAGGAAGACAGGGGCAUCUAA